Molecule: messenger RNA, 976 nt
Organism: Drosophila elegans
Lineage: Eukaryota; Metazoa; Arthropoda; Insecta; Diptera; Drosophilidae
Gene: Dtwd2
Product: tRNA-uridine aminocarboxypropyltransferase 2
Exons: 2
Coding region: 92-856 (254 amino acids)
Source: RefSeq, a predicted model, not a curated record
AGCGUUGCCACCCAGUCGCACAUGGUUCGUUGAUUGCGAUUUCUCCUUGCGCAGAACUUUGCAUUUAUUAAACUAAUAAUCAAUUACAAGAAUGGAGGACGAAGCUUGGCAGGAUCUCGUGGGCAUCAGCGCCGAUCCGCCCAACAGACGCGACAAGUGCGAGCAGUGCAAGCGGCCCGCAGUUGUUUGCUGGUGUCCGGCUUUGCCCCAUCCGCCGGAGGCGGUGGCCUCUCAGAUAGUGAUCCUGCAGCAUCCCGCCGAGGAGAAGAGAUCCCUGCGCACGGCUCUGAUGCUCCAGUUGGGCCUGGAGCCGGGAAAAUGUGUCGUGUUCAAGGGCAAGCGUUUCCCCAACCACAAAAAUCACGCUGAAUUGCAGAGGAUUCUGGGCUCCCCGCAGACGUUGCUCUUGUAUCCCAGCCGGGACUCGGUGCCGCUGGAGGAGGUGGACCGCAGCACCGGACCCUACACUCUUGUGCUCAUCGACGGCACCUGGCCGCAGGCCAAGGCAAUCUACGCCAGCAGUCCCGCUUUGCACCGCCUCCGCCAGGUGAAACUCAUCGCCGUGGGCAUCAGUGACUACAUCAUCCGCACCCAGCCCACGGAGGGCUGCCUCAGCACCCUGGAGACCGCAGCCCAGUGCCUGGCCGUGCUCGAAUCACGGCCGGAGCUGCGGCAAACACUCGUCCGCCCGCUGCACACGCUCUGCAAGUUCCAGCUAGACAACGGGGCCGUUGAGCACCAGUCCAAGGAAUUCCUGCUCAAGAACAACCAGUACCCCAAGCCCAUUGGCAAGCGGCUGAGCCGCCUGCUCAAUGCAACCAGAAGUGCGGCGUACGAUGGCAGCGAGGACACGUGAUAGCGGGCGCAGGAAAAGAACGGAGGAGUUGCAUGUGCCUGUGGUUUAUUCUCAACUAGGUGCAUCGGCCGUAGCUAUAUUUUGACUUGUACCGCUAAGAUUAUAGUUUCCUACUGAAUA